UCGUAUGAACUACCAAUUAAGGGAAUCCGGGUAUUGUGAGGCUGACUUUUUGGAGAUAACGCAGUGGAUAUGUUAGCAUAGUAUAUAUACAUUGAAAGGAUUGAAAAAUGUAAAAUUAGGUAAUUCGUAAAAUUCCAGGCUUUAUUACGGAAUACAUGAACUCCUUUUUUUCUACAAAAUGUUAAGUUCCGACCACGAGGGAAAUUUAUGAAAGAAGCUAUGGAACUUCGAGUUGGGAAUAAGUACAGGCUUGGAAGAAAAAUAGGAAGUGGUUCUUUUGGUGACAUCUAUCUUGGAACCAACAUAAGUACUGGAGAAGAAGUAGCUAUUAAGCUAGAAUGUAUCAAAACCAAACAUCCUCAGCUGCACAUUGAGAGCAAGUUCUACAGAAUGAUGCAAGGAGGUGUGGGAAUCCCUAUCAUCAAGUGGUGUGGUUCAGAAGGAGAUUACAAUGUUAUGGUAAUGGAACUUUUGGGGCCCAGUUUAGAAGAUCUGUUCAAUUUCUGUAAUAGAAAAUUUAGUCUGAAAACUGUUUUACUUCUAGCUGAUCAAUUGGUUAGCAGGAUAGAAUACAUCCACAACAAGAACUUCAUCCACAGAGAUGUAAAACCUGAUAAUUUUCUCAUGGGCUUAGGAAAAAAAGGGAAUCUUGUAUAUAUCAUCGAUUUUGGGUUAGCCAAAAAAUACAGGGAUGCUCGAACCAAUCAGCAUAUUCCUUAUAGAGAAAAUAAGAACCUCACAGGAACUGCCAGAUAUGCCAGUAUCAACACUCACAUGGGGAUUGAACAAAGUCGAAGAGAUGACUUGGAGUCCCUUGGUUACGUGUUGAUGUAUUUUAAUCGUGGUAGUCUUCCUUGGCAAGGGCUCAGAGCAGCCACAAAGAGGCAGAAAUAUGAAAGAAUUAGUGAGAAGAAAAUGUCCACACCAGUUGAUGAACUUUGUCGAGGCUUUCCAUCUUCAAAUCUUUCACCUAUUACAAAGGUUGAUCACCUCCUCCUUCAUCGUGGUGCACCUGGAGUUGGUUCUAGGCCUUUCAGAUCAGCUACUCCAAGUCCAUUGGUUUGCCCUGGAAGCAGCUUGGGUCAACUUGGUCCAUAACAGUAUAUACAACAAGCAGGUAUUUGCAACAACAACUACCUGUACUACAGGUCUCCAUUAUCCCUAAUGUAAGAAUGGGAUUUCUUUGGUAUUGAAGUAAAAGGAUCCUUGCUUUGCUGUUGAACAAAGCAGUAGAUUCUGCUUACCAGAAUCAGCUGGGGAGAAUUUCUAUCUUCAGAUCAGCACACAAGGAGUUUUGUGAAAUUUGACUAUUGAAGCAAAAUUGCCUUGUUUUUCUUUAAAUUUUAUUUGUAAAUGUAAGCAAUUUUGCCAUUGGACAAGACACUGUGUCACAAGAGACAUAAUGAGGUGUGGUUACUUUAGAUAUCCUUUUUUUACUACGUGACAAAGGACUUGUUUUAAUUCAAAUACAAAGAUUAGUCUGCCAUAUCACAUGAUAAAGAUCUACUUGUAGUUAAAUCCAGAGUACACUAAUUGUUACUUUUUUCCUUGAGAUACAAGUUUUGUAAAUAUUAAUCCUAUGACAACUACUGUAUAAAACUUCACAUACCCCAAGUGACUGCACAUUUUUAUAUCACAGCCCAUUCAGAGCAGUGCAUGUGUGUCAGCUUUCACAAAAAAAAAAUAUGUAACCCAGUGUUUAGUGAGUUUAUUGAUAUAACUUUCUAUGGAAGAUUCACGGUUCUCCAGCUGGUAAAUUGUCAGAAGAGCACUUUAUUGGCUGAUUCUGUCUCCUUGAAUACAAACUUAAGAAACUAAGCUUCCUGAAUCAAUUUGUAAAUAUGCAUUGAUUUUGUGUAUCCUGAUGUCAUUCCUUUUUUUGCACGUCUCAGAUGAUUGUUGAGAUUCUUCACAAAAAACAAUGUCAUUUCUGUAAAUAGUUUAAAAUAAGUGAUUAAAGAAUAUUUUCUUUAAGUUAUUUAUGAUUGUGUUAGUCUUUUGUGUAUUAAUGGUUUUAUUUUUCUUUCACUGUAAUGUUUGUGUAAGUGAGACUUAAUAAAGCUCUUGAAUUAAAA
This is a messenger RNA of Limulus polyphemus (Atlantic horseshoe crab), 2075 nucleotides long. Its product is annotated as casein kinase I-like. Gene Ontology annotation, biological process: peptidyl-serine phosphorylation; signal transduction; endocytosis. The record is from RefSeq and is a predicted model, not a curated record. Gene Ontology annotation, cellular component: nucleus; cytoplasm. NCBI's taxonomy places the organism in Eukaryota, Metazoa, Arthropoda, Merostomata, Xiphosura, Limulidae. Gene Ontology annotation, molecular function: ATP binding; protein serine/threonine kinase activity.